UUUUGGUGUACUUAUGUGGGAAAUAAUGACCAUGGGCGGUGUGCCAUAUCCUUCGAUUGAUAGCACAAAUAAUUUGUUCGAUUACUUGCGUAGUGGGAAUCGUAUGGAAAAACCUCCGGAGUGCUCAAUGGAAGUGUACCUCAUCAUGCGGAAUUGUUGGAGCUAUGACCCGAACGACCGACCAGUUUUCUCAGAUUUAGUUAAAACUUUGCAUGAUUUACUGAUGAAGAGCGAAAAAAAAUUGUAUCCCAAUGCGUCAAAUUUGAGCCGUACAUCCGAGUUUUCGAUGUCAAGUGACGAUAGCGAAGAUGAAAACGACAUUUUAUUAAGAUACAACAAUGAUGCAGGUUCUGUGGCGAUGCUGAGUUUUACUGAAGUGAAAUUAUGGGACGAAGAAGAAACGAAACAAUUUUCUUCUUUGGGGCCAUUGAAAAUAAGUCAAAACGAAACGAAUAAUAUUAUUAUCUGAGUUAAAAAUUGGUUGCAUCUAGGUAAUAGUAGGUACAUAUAUGGGAUUCCUUAUUCAAAAUUUGAUAAUGCCAAUUUUUUUUAUGAAUCCUAGCAAUUUUAAAAUAUUGGAAAAAUUUCCCUGAUUGGUGGAUCAGUUAUUGGUACCUAGUCUUAAUUUCAUCAUACUACCAAAAUGGUUGGGAAAAAAGUUUGAAAAAUUUCCCAUUAUUGACAUUAAGUUUAAGGUGUUGAAUAUUAACUCCUUAAUUUUCAAAUUUUCAAACACUUUUGCGAUCAUUUUGAUCAAUUUUUCAAAAUUUAUAUUUUUUUACUUAUUUUAGUGGGGUUGGCACUGGAAAAAAUCCAAGAUUAAGUGGAUAAUGAACCACUUUUUAAAAAGUAACUCCACUUGAGGACCCUCGUACUUCGAGUGGAAGACUAUUCAGAAAAAUUUAUUUUUAUUUUUUUUUUGUGUAUUUUGCUGUAGUUUUUCUCAAUUGAGUACCUAAUUUUAACAAUUUUUCCACCAAAUGUUAUGAACCAGAUUUACAUCCACGUAAAAAAAACAACUUGGUUUUUAGAGCUAAAAAGUUCUAAUUGAAGAAGAAGGCGAUUUUGAGGCAAGCACCUAACUAUUUCAUGCUAUAAUUAUUUCAAUUAGAAAUACUUAUUAGUAUGUUUGAGAUAUUGCAGAAAAGUUUAAACUAAGAUCAAUUUGCCUGACUAUUUAUGCAAAAACUUCAAAAUUUCAGGGGUUUAGAGCAAUGAAAGGGGGGGGGGGUAGAUUUUCACAUUACCUAAUUUUUAUAAUUUUUUUCAUUUUAUGAGCCAUAUAUGUACCUACAACAACUUAGGAUAGGGCCUCCCUCUUAUGAAAAACUUAAUUUCCUCUUAGAAAACUUGGAUGAUAAGUUGAUCCGAGUAAGUCCCUGAUUUAUUAAGAAGGUACCUAGAUAAUAUCUGAAUUGCAUUCUGAAGCUGUAAAGCGAAUAAUAAUUAUCGAAUAUGUUUGUAUGUACUUCGUACUGAGCGAGAGAUGUGCGCACAGUCUACAUCGUUGAUUUGCCUUCCUUCCCGAAGAUAGCCACAUCCAGUUUCAAUUUUACUGUCAAAAAGACUAGAAUUCUUAUUAUUUUUAACCACACCUACACAUUAGGUAGUAUAUUGUGUAGACAGUCCUAAGUCUGCUCAAAGUGGGAAGGAAAAUAUUCAAAAAAUCAUUAUUCAGUUAAAAACUUCAGAAUGUAAUUCAAAUAUGCCCUUAGAGAGUUUCGAUUUGCCAUUUUGAAGAUCAACUUCCCAGUCGCUCUUCCUUCCUUCUCAAGUUUACAAUUGUCAUGACUAGAGCUCACUUAAAUUAACCCAACGAGAGGAUUGGAAUUAAGGCCUUAUUUGGUGUGCAAAUUUGAGGUGUGGUUCACAUAACACAUAACUAUGCGCCUAUUCAAAUGAAUCAAAGUUUAAAAUUACAAGUAGAUAGGUACCUACUUGGUGUUGAUUUUGAAAAAAUGUCUUUCCUACAGAUUAAUUUUCAUUUCAAAUUUUAAUAAGUAUUUUAAUUCGUCCUUUAAUAACGAACAUCGUGUCAGAAAAAUAAUGAUAUCACCUUUCAACACUCAAAAAAAAUCUCACGAUGAUAAUUUUUUUUUACCACAUUUGCCAGCAAUACAAAAUAAGUUCACGUUGAGUAAUCGUCGUUUUCAAUUUACAUAUUUAUAACUACCUAGUUUUGCGAUGUCGAAACAAAUGAUUUUAAUUGCUCCUCAUUAGUCAUUAAUUACUGAAGAUUUCGGUGAAAAUAAACGAUCAUUAUUUCGUUCGAAUUUCAUGCCGCAGUGUACAAAAUUAUGAUACCUAAACCUACCCUGAUUAUAACUAAAAUUUUUAAAUUCUCUCGGACGAAAUUUUUUUUUCAUAGUGCUUUCGACUUUCUUAAUAACGAAGUCUAGAAGGAGCAGGGGAUACUGUUACGAAGUAUUACUUUUCAUCAUGUGGUAAAGUUGCCUUCAGCUAUAAUUCGAUUACAGUAAUAGGUAUCUUGUACAUCGAGUAAAAUUCAUUAUGUUUAUGGAACAUUCAACAGACGAACGCUCAUAGAUAAACGAAUUUAUUACGAUUUUAAACGAACGAGACAACUCUCGUUUUCAUGUCGAUAAAGCGUUUUACUCAAUUUAGUGCAUCGCCGAAUGGCCUCGGACUGAUUUUUGAUCGUUUUUGUUUAUUAACGAGGGAAAGUGAAUGCAGAAUGUAAAUCAAUUUUGUACCUUAUCUGAAAUUAAGUAUGUAGGUUUCUUAUUCCUAGAUGCAUUGUAAGACCGAUAGGUAAAGGUUCGAGCUAUGUUAUUUUUUACAUGGGGAUAAAUGCUCACUGCCCACCUAAAUUUAUUUUAUCUACUCAAUGAUCUCGUGAAUGAUACAUUCGUAUUUUAUAUUUGGCAUGCUUUUCGUUUUUAUUGUUCCUUUUUAACAGUUUGGUUGUGUAUAGCUCUACUUGAUUGAAAAUUUGUUCAUAUUUUUAUUUUUCUGACCUUUUCUAUGGUUAAUAUUUGUAAAUUACCUAGUUCAUUUUUUUAAAAAAAGUUUCCUUUUUAAUAGGUAUGUAGAUUAAUUCUCUUAAGCUAGAUCUUAUGGCAACUUUUCGAUAUUUUCAAAAUUUACUUUAGAGGAACUGCUCACCAGCAUGUGUCCCACAAAAAAUUCCUUGUACGAGUAUAGUGUAUCAAGUUUUUUAAUAUUAGCGGUUACGACUCGAGUUACUCUAUUUAUUUUUAAUCAGUUUUUAUAUUUUGAUAAUUCUUUGUGUUCUUAUCUAUUAUUAUUUUGUUUUUCCUUCCAGGAUUUGUAGAUUUUAAAUGUACUACAUGAAAUGAAUUACUUAAAUUAUUAUUACUGUAAGUUAUAUUCUUACACAAAGCAGGGUAUCUACAGUAUUUUCUCAAUUUCUAAUGUUUAUAGUUAUUUUUUUCAUAACUUAUUUUUUACAUUACUUUUUUUUCAAGCUUGUCUUAUAUUAUUUUGCUUUUUCAAUCAUUGGGUGUUCGUGUUCCUUUUUCUCUCUUCGGUUGUGACUACACACAUUAUUUAUAUCCUACCUCAUGUUUUACACUCAUGGAAGUUCGUGUUCAUUCAUUUUUUUAAAUGUCUUAUAAUUUAGUUUGUACGCUAUUUUUUUAAUUGUUUCAUCUGAUUAGUUUUAUUGAACGUAUACUUACUGUAAAUUAUUUUUUAGAAAUGUACCAAAAAUGUGUGUUUUUUUAAAACCAUUUGUGUAGGUAUUUUUUUAUGUACAAUUGUAUCAAGUUAUGUGUACACAGGAUGUCCAAGAAUAAGGGUUUUGAUACGGUUAUGUUUUGUUAAGCCAAAAUGGGAAACAAAUUUCCCCAAGUAAAAAUUGAAAAAUUGAAUAGGUAACAAUUGAAAAAAUCUGCGUUUGAGUUAUUGUUUCAGUACAAAAUGAAAGCUUCUCUCGUGUUUCAUUGAAACAAUCAUUCAAACGCCCAUUUUUUCUAACGAUUUUUUAAUUUUCCAAUUUUCAAGAAGAGAAUUUUCUCUCCUAAGUGUGAUAAAUAGUCACGUAUUUCUUCAUCAAACUUGGUCAAAUUUAACUCAAAAAAAAAAAAAAAAUGAAAAAUGGGUGUUAAUUUUCCCCUGUAAGAAAAGUUUUGAAUUGUGGAUGUGUCUUUUGUUUAAGUUGACUUGAUUUUUAGAAUUCUAAAUUUUUUUUAAAAAAAAAGGUCUAACGAAAUAGGUACCUAUCAAAAAGAAAUUUUUGAAAUUUUGACUUGAUUUUUAUAGGUUAUAGGUAAUUGAUUUUUAUCCCCCCCUAGCUACAGGGUGCCCAGAAAUAUUGAGUACCCCUAAGAAAGUUUUUUCAUUAAAAAUAUAGGUUGGCAACGUGAAAUAGAUACAUAUGAUUGGUGGAAUGUUAUCUCUCCAGUCCAACAACCAAUCAUGUGUUAUCAUUAUUUUCAUUCACUGUGACCAACCAAAGUAUUUAUUUAUUUAUUUAUUUAUUUAUUUUACAAUUUAGGUCUCUCCAACAGCAUAGGCCAAUUACAGGAGAGACCAUUUAUAGCUAAAAGAUAAAACUAAAAAAAAAAAAAAGAAAACUGAAAAACUGUUUUUUAGUAGAAAACUUUUUUAGGGGUACUCGAUAUUUCUGGGCACCCUGUAUAAGCGGUCUCUCGUGUAAUUGGCUUUCAACUGUUGGAGAGACCUAAAUUGUAAAAUAAAAUAAAGUAAAGUUUUCAAAAGUCAACCGAAUUUCUUCAAAUCGACAGGUUUCACCUGGGCUACGCCUUAUGAUAGAACUCCACAAAGUGAAACUACCCCAAUAAACCACAAGACCAAAUACUAUCAACUGACAAUACUGGCAACUCCAUUUAAAAUACAUUGAGCGUUUUUGUCGCAGUAAUAGCGCGAUCUGAACGGCCUGGGUAAAAACUAACUCUUAUCAAAAAUGCUCUGAUUGGUUAGUUUAUAAUUGGUUUGAAUCUCGCGCGUCCGCGAAAUUCAAAUAAGCAAAUCAGAUGCUUGGGGUAGUUGUGGUAUGAUUUAGUUUCACCCUAGGCCGCUAGGAGGCUAAAACACCAUUUUUCGAUGGAGUUGCCAGUAUUGUCAGUUGAUAGUAUUUGACAAGACAUACAAGUAUAGUGUUAUGCUUUAUUGGUAAGUAGUGCACAUGCAUAGAUGGUUAUACCAGUGUACGCGAUACCUGACCUACUGUCAGUUUCUGCUGAGCGUCUAGUUAUGAGUAGGGCGAAUAGCGCCAUCUAUCGAUAUUUUAAUGUAGAGAUAGUUUUGAGGAAGAUCGAUCACGUUGUAAUAAUUAAUAAUGAUGUUUUUUAUACUGAAUUAAAGAUGACGAUUUU
Molecule: messenger RNA, 5321 nt
Organism: Planococcus citri (citrus mealybug)
Lineage: Eukaryota; Metazoa; Arthropoda; Insecta; Hemiptera; Pseudococcidae
Product: fibroblast growth factor receptor homolog 1-like
Exons: 3
Coding region: 14-469 (151 amino acids)
Biological process (GO): positive regulation of kinase activity; multicellular organism development; protein phosphorylation
Cellular component (GO): signaling receptor complex; plasma membrane
Molecular function (GO): transmembrane receptor protein tyrosine kinase activity; ATP binding
Source: RefSeq, a predicted model, not a curated record